Verticillium alfalfae VaMs.102 is the source of this 519-nucleotide messenger RNA. RefSeq lists its product with no specific name. The record is from RefSeq and is a predicted model, not a curated record. The transcript has a single exon. Bases 1 to 519 code for a protein of 172 amino acids. NCBI's taxonomy places the organism in Eukaryota, Fungi, Ascomycota, Sordariomycetes, Glomerellales, Plectosphaerellaceae.
AUGCACAUCGCCAUUCUCGCCCUCGCGGCUGUCCUCCCGUCAGCCCUCGCCUUUGAGAUCACCUCGCCCCAGCCAGGAUCCACCCUCAACCUAAACGACACGUCGAUCAAGCUCACGUGGGAACCCACCGAAAGCAACGACAGCGCCCUCAGCUCGGUAACCAUCGGCUGGCUCCUCCAGAGCCAGGGAAAGACCGUCGCGGGCGCCGGGUACUCAAGCACCGGCGACAUUGCGGUCAACGUCAGCCAGCCGCGGGUCACGUCGUACGACUGGGAUCCCGCGCAGGCAAGGGAGGCGCUGGCGAACAUACUCCCGCAGGGCAACGGGGCGGUCACGUUCUACCUGCGGUGGGUGCACGGUUCGGCCACGUACGGCCUAGGAGCCGGAUCCGCGGUGGAGUAUAGCCUCGAGGGGAUCGAGAGGCCCGAGUUGGAGUCGGGGGCGGGUGGCCUCUCGGCUGGCAUCUGGGCUGCCGCCGGCGCUGGGCUUGCGGCUGUCAUGUGGAUUGUGAGGGGAUAA